Molecule: messenger RNA, 1731 nt
Organism: Striga hermonthica
Lineage: Eukaryota; Viridiplantae; Streptophyta; Magnoliopsida; Lamiales; Orobanchaceae
Source: the annotation of a GenBank genome assembly
AUGAAGUUUAUGAAACUUGGUACGAAGCCCGAUCAGUUCCAGAGUGACGGGGAAAAUAUAAGGCAUGUAGCGACUGAUUUGGCUACUGAUAUGGUCGUUAUUGUUGGCGAUGUCAAGUUUUAUCUACACAAGUUCCCCCUCCUCUCCAAGAGCCCCCGCCUCCAGCGGCUGGCUGCCGCCACAUCAGACGACGAGAUCCACAUCCACGACAUCCCCGGUGGGCCCCCCGCAUUCGAGAUAUGCGCCAAGUUCUGCUAUGGCAUGGUCGUCACUCUCAACGCCUACAACGUGGUCCCUGCCCGCGCCGCUGCCGAGUACCUCGAGAUGCACGAACCCACCGACUCUGGCAACCUCGCCCGAAAGAUCGACGUCUUCCUCUCGUCCAGCCUCCUGCGCUCCUGGAAGGACUCCAUCAUCGUCCUCCACACCUCCAAAUCCUACGUCCCUUGGUCUGAGGAGUUAAAAAUUGUCAGCCAUUGUUUGGACUCCAUAGCCUCCAAGGCCUCCGUCGACCCCUCCAAGGUUGACUGGUCCUACACCUAUAAUCGGAAAAAGCUCUCAUCCGAAAAUGGGCGGGACCCGCUGUACAAUGGCGUCAAGAAGCAGCAGACGGUCCCGAUCGACUGGUGGGUGGAGGACCUCUGUGGGCUCCCGCUCGAUUUAUACAAACGGGUCAUAACCACUAUUCAAGCCAAGGGGAGAAUAUCGGCUGAUGUCAUAGGCGAGUCGCUGCGCGCGUACGCUUCUAGAAGGCUCCCGGUUUUCAGGAGCGGGCUCGUGCGGGAGGACGAACUCGCGAAACACCGGUGCCUGGUCGAGACUGUCACACGGCUCAUUCCCGAGGAGAGAAGCUGCGUCCCGUGUGGCUUCUUGCUCAAGCUAUUGCAUGCGGCCUUUGUGGUGGGAUGUGAGGAGAAUGAGAAACGGGAGCUGAUGGGGAAAAUUGCGCGCCAGCUGGACGAGGCAACGGUUGCGGAUCUUGUGAUCCGGUCUCCGGAUGGGGAGGUGAUGGUUUAUGACAUGGAUGUGGUGGGGGGGUUGGUCGAGUUGUUUGUGAUGCUGGAGUGUGGGGCCCGGACAGACGAUCCCGAAUUUGAGGUGAUGUAUGCGGGAUUUGUUUCGGAUGCUUCCAAGGGCAAAGUUGCACGGCUGGUGGAGGGUUACCUGGCGGAGGCCGCCCGAGAUCCGUUGUUGCCGCUGUCAAGGUUUCUGGAACUCGCAAAUAUGGUGUCUGGCUUUCCUAGACCUACCCAUGAUGGAAUUUACCGAGCCAUCGACAUGUAUCUCAAGGAACACCCAGGGAUGAGCAAGGGCGACAAAAAGAAAAUAUGCCGGCUGAUGGACUGCCGUAAGCUGUCUCCCGAAGCUUGUGCCCACGCCGUGCAGAACGAGAGACUUCCGCUGCGGGUGGUCGUGCAGGUCCUCUUUUUCUUCGAGCAGGCCCGGGGGCGGGCAGGCGGCAACAGCAACGGCCUGCCAGAUCUACCGGGCCCGGUAAGGUCCCUGCUGCCCGGCGGUGGAGGGUCCCGCGGCAGCUCGCGAUCCGGGACUAGCAAAAAUACAGACACGUCCUCGGAACUGAAAGCUCUGAGAGGGGAGCUCGAGUCCCUGAGGCUGAACGACUGCAAUGACUCCAACGGGGUGAAAAAGGUGAUUUCGAGGCUGUGGUCGAAAGAGAGGGAGAAUAGCAGCUCGGACACGUCGGAAAGCCAUACUUCGACUCUGGAAUGA